AUGAUUAGCGAAGGACGAAACAACCGUCUCAUCGACAACUGGAAAUGUCUCCUCAUCUGCUGUGCGGUCAGCAUGGCAAACUGUCAAUAUGGCUUUGAUACCGCUGCAGUUGCCGGGUUCCAGGCCAUGAUCGGCUUCCUCGAAGUCUUUGGCUACAAGGACCCCAAGGUCAAAUCGGGAUGGAAUAUCAACACCAAGCCUCAACAGCUGAUUUCAAGCUUCCUCAAUGUCGGCACCAUCGUCGCGGUGCUCCUGGGCGGCCCCUUUGCGCAUAGAUUUGGUCGCAAACCAGCCAUCUGGAUCGCGUCCCUCAUAUCGAUGGUGGCAUGUGGUGUCCAGGUCGGAGCGAACAGUCUUGCAGGUCUCUAUGCCGGAAGGAUUCUCCUCGGAUUGGGAAAUGGGUGGUUCAUCCUGUUCUCGAACGUUGCGUGUGUCGAAUACGCCCCUCCACAGCAUCGAGCCGUCCUGGCCUCGUUCUUCGGUUUUUGGGUGAACCUGGGGAGCAUCCUCGGGGCCGUUGCCGACAACUACAGCAAAAACUUGCACAGCAGAUUGGCAUACCAGAUUCCGCUGGCUUCGUUGUUCGCAAUCCCAUUCCUGCUCAGCAUCUUCAUGUUUUUCGUGCCCGAGUCGCCCCGAUGGCUUCUCAUGCACAACAGGCCAGAAGAAGCUCGUAGAGCAUUAGAGCGGCUUCGGGGGAGAUCGCUCAAGCCCGAGCUCAUCAACGAGGAAUUCAUCGAGAUGCAGAGAGGUAUUGAGCAGGAAAAGGAGCUGGCGUCGUCAGCAUCGGUGCUGGACAUGUUCAAGGGAACCGAUCGCCGACGGACCAUCCUGGCAGCAGGAGCCAUCGCAUCGCAUGCGGCGUCUGGCGUCUGGUUCACCAUCUCGUACAGCACUUUCUUCUACCAAAUGGCCGGCAUCGACAAGCCAUUCCAAGCUACCAUUCUGCAGAACUGCCUCGGGCUGAUCGGCGCCAUGUGUGGAAUGUUUCUCAUGCACAAAGUCUUCGGUCGCCGCUCCAUGCUUCUAAUCGGCGCUGCUGGCUGCUGUAUUUGCAUGCUGGUUAUCGGUCUGUUGAGCCUUGCCGGCCAUGGAAAGAGCGCCGGUCAAGCGCUUGUGGGUUUCGCCCUCAUGUUCAGCUUCUUCUACAACGGCUUCACCGGCACCAUCACCUGGCCGAUUGCCGGUGAACUUGUCAGCUCCCGCCUGCGAGUCUUCAGUGUCGGUCUCGGCACUGGGAUCAACUACUUCUUCAACUGGUUGAUCUCGUACUGCACCCCAUAUUUCCUGAACUCGAACAACCUGAACUGGGGCGCCAAGUACGGCUACAUCUGGGCCGGCUCCAACGCCGUGGCAUUUGUGUUUUUCUUCCUCUUGAUCCCAGAGACCAAGGGCCGUUCGCUGGAGGAGAUUGAUGAGAUGUUCAUCAACAAGGUCCCGCGCAGUCAAUUCAAGACGUACCAGUGCGUGUCGUCAGAGCGGGCGCGCGAAAUCGCCGUCAAGGAGCUGGACGAAGUGAGCAAGAGUGGCGCAAUCGUGCAUGAGGAGAGGGUCUGA
Fonsecaea nubica is the source of this 1557-nucleotide messenger RNA. RefSeq lists its product as hypothetical. The record is from RefSeq and is a predicted model, not a curated record. Lineage: Eukaryota; Fungi; Ascomycota; Eurotiomycetes; Chaetothyriales; Herpotrichiellaceae. The coding region runs from base 1 to 1557 and encodes 518 amino acids. Gene Ontology annotation, biological process: transmembrane transport; carbohydrate transport. Gene Ontology annotation, cellular component: membrane. Gene Ontology annotation, molecular function: carbohydrate:proton symporter activity. The transcript has 4 exons.